CUCCUUUUUCUUCUCACGCAGCACCGACCGAUUUUUAGCAAUCCGCCCACUGACGCGCACGUCUCUAGCUUCGUAUACGCGGCCAAAACCACCAGCAGCCCCAUCACAACACAGCUACCCACUUCUGACAGGGAUAUAUUACGCGAAAGCGGGAUUGUCAGGAGAGGCGUGUUGUUCUGGCCUGGUUCGCGAUCGCGUUGGAUCGCCCCCGUUCAGGAUCGGACCAGCUACAAGUCUCCUUUGGGAAAAAAAGAAACGAAAAACCAACACGGGCCAUACAUUGGUGCACACUGACACCUAAGGGAUUCAGCACCCUUGAGACUAUGAAAUUUGUCAGACUUUGCCAUUACUGAGUUUAUCACCGUAGAGGUGGAGGGGGUGAAAAACUGUACCUCCCAGCUACUCUCUUCCAAUGUCCCAGAGACGCUAUGACUGCUGUCGGGGCACCAAACUGCUGAGUGUGGGCUCAACUCCCCUCCCCAGCCCCUGAAACGGCCCCCCUACUCUCUCUCACCCAGACAUGAAGGAGGUGAGGUUGUGGACAGCCAGUGACGUCUCCGAUUGGCUGACAGAUGAGGGCAUGCAGGAGUACACGGAUGCGUUGCGGAACAAGGACGGCCCUGCCCUCUUGCAACUCUCUGAGGAAGACUUUAACGCCUCGCCUUUGUCCCUGGUCACCGGGGACAGUGGUCGACAACUUUUGGAGCGCAUAGAGACGCUGCGCUUCACCAGCCACAUGAAGGCACACAAGAGCAACAACCAUGAAAACAGUCACCACGCCAACGGACACGUCAGCGGCGCCCUUGCCAACGGCAGUGUUAGCAACGGCAAGAUCCUCAACGGCUUUUCAAAGAACAGCUUGCACUCUGAUGCAGUUCGUAUCUUGAUUCCGUCUCUGUCUGAGCAGGAGCGAACGCCGUAUCCCACGGAGUGGUUCAAAACAGGUGUGGCCUUCCUGUACGCUCUGUGUUGCUUCCUCACAACAACAGUUGUGAUCUCAGUGGUGCACGAACGCGUCCCACCUAAGGAGGAGUCCCCGCCCCUGCCAGAUAAAUUCUUUGAUCUGUUUGAUCGCGUGGAGUGGGCGUUUUCCAUCUGUGAGAUCAAUGGCAUGCUGCUCGUGGGACUGUGGUUUGCACAGUGGCUUCUGCUUAAACACAGGGCCAUAAUCGGUCGCCGGUUCUUUUUUAUCGUGGGAACUCUGUAUCUGUACAGAUGCGUGACCAUGUACGUUACAACAUUACCUGUGCCAGGCAUGCACUUCAAGUGUUCCCCCAAGCUCUUUGGUGACUGGGAGGCCCAGUCACGGCGGGUAAUGAAAAUGAUGGCAGGUGGUGGCCUGUCAAUCACUGGCUCUCACUCAUUGUGUGGAGAUUACCUGUACAGUGGGCACACAGUAAUGCUGACACUAACAUACCUCUUCAUUAAAGAGUAUUCUCCACGGAGGUUCUGGUUGUACCACUGGCUCUGCUGGUGCCUGAGUGCUGUCGGUAUCUUCUGCAUCCUGUUGGCUCAUGACCACUACACCAUCGACGUGGUGGUGGCCUACUUCAUGACCACACGCCUCUUCUGGUGGUACCAUACAAUGGCCAAUCAGCAGGCUCUAAAGGAAAAUUCCACUGGAAACCUGUUCUCUCGUGUGUGGUGGUUCGGCCCAUUCCAGUACUUUGAGAGUAACGUCCGUGGUAUUGUGCCUCGAAACUACCAGCUACCAUUCUUGUUGCGGACAAUGACGAGCACCCGGGUUAAGUACAGUAAGCUGGACUCCCGUGAGUCGUGACCCGUGACUCCUGAUUGGCUGGAGCUCUGUGAGACUCUAAAAGAGAAAUUGCUCUUCCCAUCAAGCCCUGCAAAACUGGUUGAGCACUGUGACGCAUAUACACCAAUCAUUUUGUAGUAUUUGAAGCAUUUCAAUGUCCCUAGCAGGUU
Messenger RNA from Rhinichthys klamathensis goyatoka, 1929 nucleotides. It is a transcript of the gene sgms1a, whose product is annotated as sphingomyelin synthase 1a. Gene Ontology annotation, biological process: sphingomyelin biosynthetic process; ceramide biosynthetic process. NCBI's taxonomy places the organism in Eukaryota, Metazoa, Chordata, Actinopteri, Cypriniformes, Leuciscidae. The record is from RefSeq and is a predicted model, not a curated record. Gene Ontology annotation, molecular function: ceramide cholinephosphotransferase activity; protein binding; sphingomyelin synthase activity. The transcript is spliced from 6 exons. Gene Ontology annotation, cellular component: endoplasmic reticulum membrane; Golgi membrane. Bases 521 to 1780 code for a protein of 419 amino acids.